ACGUAACCCUAACUAAAGGUAGGUGGUCUAGCUAGCGAUGGAGGGGAAGAGAAGAAGAGGCGUAAACAUUCCACGUGAUAUAGUAGAAGAAAUUCUGGUGAAGGUACCUGUGAAGUCUCUGGUGAGAUUCAAAGUAGUGUCGAAAGAAUGGAGAAGAAGCAUAGAAUCAACGUGUUUCAUAGAGAAACACAUAAGGUAUCAGAAAUCUCUAGGAGGAGCGACGAUUCUUUCAACAGGAAGAAGAAGACUAAAUAGUCUCGUUCUAGAAAAGCUGUUGAUCACGCCUUGCAGUGGAAGCAUACAGACUUGUCCAUAUCUACCCAUCAAACCUUUUCGACCUACUUAUGAUUUCAAAGUCUCAGAGCCUUGCGACGGUUUGUUUUGUAUCUAUACCAAAACCAAUGAUCUUAAGUUUAACCUUGUCAAUCCUGCUACUAAUAGCCGCCGCAUACUCCCUGAUCCCACCUCUACCCUCGAUGAAGUUUAUGGGCAAUCGAUGUAUUCGUUGCUAGGGAUCGGAAGAGAGAAUGGUGUGAUUCCAAAGUAUAAGCUUUUAUGGUUUUUCCAGUGUGAUGACAAAUUGGUGAAUGAAUCUACUAGGUGCAAGGUUUUGUCUCUUGACUCUAAUAGUUGGAGAUACGUAGAUCCACCCAACUGUCGAAUUUACUGUGACCAACCUAUAAUUCACUUGGAUGGAGUGCUCUAUUGCUUCAGCUUCAACAGCGAAGAGAUGGGUUACCGCCAACCGUGCAUCUGUAAUCUACUAGCUUUUGAUCUUCACACAGAGACGUUUCAUAAAUAUUCUACUCAGGAUUUGGAGUCUAGAGACUGCCAAGAAUUAAGCAUGUGUAUUCUUAAUCAUCGUCCAUGCAUCUUCAAGAAACGUCUUGGUAAUAACGACCUUCUCUUCAAAAUUUGGGGUCUAGACAUAAACAAGAGUUCAUGGGAAGUGAUGUAUUCCAUAGAAUUUUCGUGUUUUCCGCCAGAAUUCUACGAUAGGUUCAUCAUUCCGGUGGAAACAAUCAACGAUCAUGUUAUCCUCUCAAACUCUCUUCAUGACAUAUGGAAUAUAUUUACUGCUCAUUCUCGAGUUCAGACAAGAAUCAGCAUCAGCAUACAAGAUCAUGGUCAUAUUAUGGCACAAUACACACAAAAAGAGCUGAUAACCCUAACUAAAGGUAGGUGGUCCAGCUAGCGAUGGAGGGGAAGAGAAGAAGAAGCGUAAACAUUCCACAUGACAUAGUAGAAGAGAUUCUGGUGGGUAUAGUGUGGUUCGUGGGCAAGGAGGGGCUAUCAUAUCAGUAUCCUUGACCAGAUCUGAGUCUGGAAUCAUAGAGAGCUACCAAACUUAGCAAGAGCUGUAUGAGUCCCCGAAAUAAAAUCACAAAAAUAGAGUCUUUUGUCAUACCUGAAGAAUAUACCAUACUGAAACAAGCAAGUACUGCGUAACGAGCUAAAUACGCCUCCUAUAAUCCAACUUGAAUCGAAAGAAGUCAAAUCAAGGUAAAGCGAAACGGUAGGUUCUGAAGAUGUAAAAGAAGCAGAAGAGAGAAGUUUCGGGCCUUUGUAUAGCACUAUAACUAGAGCACCAGAUAUAGAUACUAUUGUGCCAAUGACUUUAGCCUGACUAGCAGAGCUCUUUAACACUAUCCGUGUAAUCCUUCACGAGUCACCAAAGGAAGCACAAACACUUAACGUUAACACUAUCUGACUUUAUCUGUGUACAAUACUUUCCCUAGAGAGAAUCCAAAGAAAACAAGAAGUUCACAGUCAUGUUUCCUCAGCUAUUAUGGCAGAAGCCAUCGCUGUUCAUCGUGCGGUCUCACUGGCCGUGUAUUCAAACGUCCGAUCCCUGGCGGUUCUAUCCUAUUCUCUAUCCCUGAUCAAGCUUUCGAAGAGGGGUGAACAUCAACCUGAACUGUUCGAUAUCAUAUUUGAUAUCUAUCAUUUCAUGUCUUUGUUUGAUGUUAUUUCUUUUAGUUUCAUUUCUCGCAACUUUAAUUCCGAGGCUGAUUCUGUGGCUAAAUCAGUUCUUGCUUUGUCCGUAACAAACUCUACCCAU
This is a messenger RNA of Raphanus sativus (radish), 2062 nucleotides long. Its product is annotated as putative F-box protein At2g02030. Lineage: Eukaryota; Viridiplantae; Streptophyta; Magnoliopsida; Brassicales; Brassicaceae. The record is from RefSeq and is a predicted model, not a curated record. Gene Ontology annotation, molecular function: protein binding. The coding region runs from base 38 to 1195 and encodes 385 amino acids. The transcript is spliced from 4 exons.